UUACAAAUUAUUCUUAAGUAUCAUAUUACUUUUAGAAUCCAGAAGCAAAAAUACAAACUUUUUUUUUUUCAAGGUAAAAAAAAUCGCGCCUUGUACAGAAAUGUCACGGAGAAGCCUGCCAGGUCUCGCGGGUGGAGCACCUUGGGGAGGGGCGGGGCGGAGUCGCGUGGAACGUGACGUUUCAAACCUGCGCGCCCCCCGCGAGCGCACAGACCGGCGUGGUCUCAGAUAGGGACGUUUGGACUCGGGCCUGUGCAGAUGCAGCAGCUAGGAGUCCAGAGCUUCGCCCCGCCCCCGCUGGGUUGACCCACAGCUCAAUAGGAGUUGCAGAGGGGAAUCAAUGGAUUCAGGAAGCAGUAGGAAUUUGGAGAAUACAGUGAAUAGGGACUGUCCUGACCAGCUUGUCCCAAAGAUAAACACAAACAAGAAAAUGUCUACCUUAGCAAGCCAGCCACGCAUCCUGGAAACAUCACAAGAAGUUAAGAAAAGUUGUGGAGAUAAACAGGUAGAAAUCACAGUGGAAAGAAUAAAAAUGACAAAGAGCAUCAAAGAAAAACAUAGCAAUGAUUUAGAGAAAGUGGCUUUUAAAAGAAAGGCAGAAAAUGAAGAAAAGCCAGCUGGAAAGAAAGAGGCAAAGAUAACGGAACUUGACAGCACAUUGAUCACCAUGCCUCUGCCUCACAUCCCCUUAAAAAAUAUCAUGGAUGUGGAGGCGAAGUUGGUCUACGUCGAUGAAGAGGAUGUGAGCUAUGAGUUUGUAGAGUCCUUCGUGUCUACUGGGAUUCGACCAUCAUGCCAAGCUGCUGAAAUUGUAGACCCUCUGCAUGUACCUAAUUUCAGCUUUCUGCCUCAGAUUGACAAAUGGCUUCAGUUAGCCUUAAAGGAUGCCAGCUCUUGCUACAGACAAAAGAAAUACGCCGUGGCAGCAGGACAGUUCAGAACAGCAUUGGAGCUUUGUAGCAAAGGGGCAGCUCUGGGAAAACCAUUUGAAGCAUCUGCUGAAGAUAUAGCAAGUGUGGCAAGUUUCAUUGAGACAAAGCUUGUUACAUGCUAUCUACGCAUGAGGAAACCCGACCUUGCCCUGAAUCAUGCACACAGGAGUAUUGUUUUAAACCCAGCUUAUUUCCGAAAUCAUCUUCGCCAGGCAACAGUGUUUAGAUGUCUGGAGAGAUAUUCAGAAGCUGCUCGGAGUGCCAUGAUUGCUGACUACAUGUUCUGGCUCUGUGGAGGAAGUGAACAGUGUAUAAGCAAGCUCAUCAAACUGUAUUGGCAGGCCAUGAUUGAAGAAGCCAUCACCAGAGCAGAAUCUUUCUCAGUUAUGUAUACACCAUUUGCAACAAAAAUCAGAGCUGAUAAAAUAGAAAAAGUAAGAGAGGUUUUCACAAAAACUCAUCCUGCAUAUGUGGAAUACAUCUACACAGAUCUUCAAGGAGUCCACAUGUUGCCUCAGACAGUUGACUGGUCAUCUUUUCCUCCCCAACAAUACCUCUUGACUCUUGGGUUCAAAAACAAAGAAGAUGGAAAAUUUUUGGAAAAACUAUCAAGUAGGAAGCUGCCUACAUUUACAGAACAUAAAACUCCCUUCGGUCUGCUGACCAAAGAAGACACAGUGAGGCACAUGGAGACAAUGGGGAAGCGGAUCUUGCCAAUACUGGAUUUUAUUAGAAGCACCCAAUUGAAUGGGAGUUUCCACGGGUGCUCGGGUGUGAUGGAGAAGCUGCAGUAUGCCAGCCUCCUGAGCCAGCUGCAGAGAGUGAAGGAGAAGUCCCAGGUGAUCAAUCAAGCAAUGGCGGAGCUGGCAACCAUUCCCUAUCUACAGGACAUCAGUCAAGAGGAGACGGAAUUGCUGCAGUCACUAAUGGCAGAUGCUAUGGACACCCUUGAAGGAAGAAGAAACGAUAAAGAACGUGUGUGGAAUACAAUCCAAAAGGGGAAUCUGAAAUGGAAACAGAAGGAGGCUUUUACGUUCAAUCAUGUCCAUCUCCGCCGAUUCUGUUCCAACAUGGAUCUGUUGGACGAAUUGAAGACUUCCUAUACCAAUUAGAGGAUAGUUUCUUAAAAACUAAAAAACUGAGAACCGCUAGAAGGCAAAAAACAAAACUGAAGCGGCUUCAAACUGUGCAGCAAAGCUAGUCACUGGGGAGCAGGUGCUACUAACCAUCAAGAUGUCCCAGAGAAAGGGGCAAUGGCCUCCAACCAACCUGACUGUGACAAUCCAGUAACAAAGGCCUAUCACCAAAGAAGUGAGGUUGGACUCCCCUUGGCUCUUCUUUACAAAGGUGUUCUAUACUUCAUUAAUCUUGACUGGCAGCAGUAAAUGUUCUCAACAAGUUUGACUUGACUCUUGUUCAAAUUCGACUUAUGUAAACAGCUUAUAAAAUAACCGUUGCUGCCUCUUU
This is a messenger RNA of Leopardus geoffroyi (Geoffroy's cat), 2399 nucleotides long. RefSeq names its product spermatogenesis associated 16 (gene SPATA16). Gene Ontology annotation, cellular component: Golgi apparatus. Bases 341 to 2044 code for a protein of 567 amino acids. Gene Ontology annotation, molecular function: protein binding. Gene Ontology annotation, biological process: spermatogenesis. The transcript is spliced from 12 exons. The record is from RefSeq and is a predicted model, not a curated record. Lineage: Eukaryota; Metazoa; Chordata; Mammalia; Carnivora; Felidae.